UUCACCAUGACUUCGUGGAACGUGAAUUUUCUGCAAGGCAACAAACACGGCAAUCUAGGACAUGCUCUCAUCAUCUUAAACCAGCCCUUCUCAGCCGCUCUCUUUCAUCGUGUCUGGUUGUCUUGUGAAUGGCGUUGCUGCGCUGACGGCGGCGCCAACCGUCUCUACGACCUCUUUGAAGGCGAUGAAUUGCGUUCACACUACCUCCCGCAUCUUAUCAAGGGCGAUCUUGACUCCAUACGACCUGAUGUUCAGGAAUACUACCGUUCUCAUGGUGUGCCAAUUAUCCAGGACAAUGAUCAGGACUCAACGGAUUUGAUGAAAUGUUUAUCUGCCAUUCAUGACAAGGAGCAAGCAGGCGCGUCUGAGCAGUUGAAGGUUAUCCUCCUUGGGGGGCUCGCUGGGCGCCUGGACCAAACCAUUCACCUCCUGUCGUACUUGCACAAGCUUCGCAAGACGCGCAAGUCCGUUGUUGCCGUUACGGAUGAUAAUGUUGGCUGGGUCCUGGAUUCUGGAGAACAUUUCAUAGAGAUAGACCAUGACGUCCUCGGCCAGACGUGUGGUUUGUUACCAGUCGGGAUCAACUCCACUAAAUUGUCAACGACUGGGCUGAGGUGGAAUUUGACCGAUCAAGUGUCCUCAUUCGACGGCUUGAUAUCUACUUCGAACCAUUUGUUACCUGGUGAAAACGUUUGGAUCAAGACUUCAGAACCUAUAUGGUGGACGGUAGAGUUGAAGGAUAUAACCACGAUUUCGCAAAUGGUGUAGAUCAUGCGUAGAUUAUGAUGGAAAAUAGAAUAUUUCUUUCUGCAGGCUGAUCUUCAA
Molecule: messenger RNA, 825 nt
Organism: Laccaria bicolor S238N-H82
Lineage: Eukaryota; Fungi; Basidiomycota; Agaricomycetes; Agaricales; Hydnangiaceae
Product: thiamine pyrophosphokinase Thi80
Exons: 6
Coding region: 7-768 (253 amino acids)
Biological process (GO): thiamine metabolic process; thiamine diphosphate biosynthetic process
Molecular function (GO): thiamine diphosphokinase activity; thiamine binding; ATP binding
Source: RefSeq, a predicted model, not a curated record